Pecten maximus is the source of this 2154-nucleotide messenger RNA. Its product is annotated as GTP-binding protein SAR1-like. Gene Ontology annotation, molecular function: GTPase activity; GTP binding. Gene Ontology annotation, biological process: endoplasmic reticulum to Golgi vesicle-mediated transport; vesicle organization; membrane organization. The coding region runs from base 187 to 777 and encodes 196 amino acids. The record is from RefSeq and is a predicted model, not a curated record. Gene Ontology annotation, cellular component: COPII vesicle coat; endoplasmic reticulum exit site. The transcript is spliced from 6 exons. NCBI's taxonomy places the organism in Eukaryota, Metazoa, Mollusca, Bivalvia, Pectinida, Pectinidae.
GUAGCUACGUUGCCUGUGCUAUGUCAGCUACGCCGUGUCAAUGUGAACAGGCAUUCGGUUUUGAUGUGUUAUGUAUAAUUACUUGUGUAUAAAUAUGUCGGGUAACAACAUGUAUAACACAGUGUGCUUUACACGAAACCAGAGCAGUAAAGGUUCUAGGCCAAUACUAUCACACAACAUAACAAAAUGUUCCUCUGGGAUUGGAUGCAGUCACUCGUACACUUUUUCGGGUUCAACAGGAAAGCUAAGAUUAUGAUUGUUGGACUGGACAACGCUGGGAAGUCAACCUUACUAAACUUGCUGAAGACAGGGCGAUUGGUACAGUUCCCGCCUACAGGCCAAGCGCGAUACGAGGAAAUGACUAUUGGUGGACUAACUAUACAAGCGUAUGACCUCGGCGGCCACAUGAUAAUGAGGAGAGUUUGGCUUGAUUACUUCCCUGCUGUAGAUGGAAUUGUCUUCAUCAUCGACUCGGCUGACCGGGAGAGACUCCAGGAGAGCAGAGCCGAGCUCACGAGGAUUCUUGAAGACCCGGAGAUACCUCCGAUCCCCCUUCUUAUACUCGGCAACAAGACGGACAAAGAGGGAGCUAUCGGGAAGGAGGAGCUUAUCACGACCUUUGACCUACAUCGCCAUAUAUAUAAGGAGGAGACAUACCAGGAGACAGGGAAGGACGUUUCUCCUCGUCGGGAGUCUCAGUUAUUUAUGUGUAGUCUCCUAAAGAAACAUGGAUACGGAGAGGCCUUCCGAUGGCUGGCAAAGGCGACGAAUAAAUAGACAAAUGGUUGCAGCAGAAACGCCCAUCAUGACAUGGUUCUUCAGAAUUUUUGCAAUUCUUCAUUACAAAUAUAUGAUUAUCUCCAACUCUCCAACUGAUUCAUCACUUCUUGUUGCGAUAAGUGGUUUUCUGUGUGACCACGUUUACUUUUUUACAUUAUCAAUUAUUGACAUGUAUGCAUAUCGCAUAUACAUGUGUGUGUGUGAGAGUGAGCGUGUGUGAGUGUGUGUGUGUUUGGGUGUGUGCAUGCGUGUUUUAUCAAAGUAAUAAUAUCGCAGAUAAAAAUAGAGUGCGUUAUGUAUAGUGUAAGAGUGUAUGGGAAUGUGUGUAGAGUGUGGGUUUUAUAUGUACUUGGAUAACUAUAAUGUAACGAAUAAAAAUGGCAAUAAAAAGUGGUAAUAUAUGGAUAGGCGAUCUGAAAACCUUUCUGGUCACUCCAGCUUUCCUGUGUAGGUUUUUUGGAAAGGUCAUGGUGGCAUUUGUCAUACACAUAGGUUGGCGGCCACAAAGAAAGAGAUAUUGCUGAUUUUAAAGACAAAGAUAUUAUUGCUGGUCACAAAAAAAUCAACUGGUGUGGUGGUCCAAAGUUAUUUGAUUUUGUGGAAUAAUGAACGGUGUUGAGAGAUAUUGAUUUUCAUGUUUGUAGAAAUGUCAAUCACACUUAAAAAUCAAACGUAUUCCUGAGUCCGUUCCAUGCACGUCUAGAAAUAUGAUGUAAUUUUUUUUCAUAUUUGAAGCGUUAAUUUCAUGAUGUAAUUUUUUUCAUAUUUGAAGUGUUGAUUUCAUUCAUCAUUUAUAGAUAUCAUUUGUCAGAACGAAAUAGCUACCACAUACAGAAACCGUGUUUCGAAAAUUCCUUUUUAAAUGAAAAAAAUAUAUCAAUAUAUAUGUUAAGUAUAUGCAAGUGUAUAGCAUUUUGCAUAUUUUUUGCUGAAUGCUAUUGUUGAACAAUGUCAUUGUGAGAUGUUCCAAUUUACGAAAUGUAAGGUACACACACACGUACUGUCACAGACACUUGUAAACAGAUAUUACAUAGACAUACUGUAUUAUAAACAAAUGCCUGUGACACAUUGGAACACUUAAAGUCUAGCGAGUGACCUUAGUUGCUGGAUUUUUUUAUUAUCGUUAUUUAUGUAUAAUACUGAUUUUUUUUUUAGAGUUGUGAUUUCUAAUCCACUUGCAGCGUCAAUGCAAUUUACCAAUACUGUCGCGUGAACACGACUUUUCCAUAUAUAGCAGUUGCUGCGAGCUCCUCCUCAUUGAGAUGACGUCAAUAAGUAGGCAGUGUGGGCAAUAUUAAUACUGUUGCUAUAGAAACUGUGAUAUUGUUACACGAUUUAUGUUAUACCAUUGUUUAAUAAAACAGGUUAUCUGAU